UGUGGCUAGGAGUUGGAACUAGAUGAAGAGACAAAAUCACAUGCGCAGCUUCAUGACUUAAACUGCUUAGUUCCUUGCUGCAGUAAUUAAGGCAGAGAGAAGCAGCAUCUUAUGAGCUGGCAGGGACCGGCUAUUAUGUGGAAAAUCCAAGUUCUCACUCGGAGUACUCCUGCUCUUACAUAUUACGUAUAUUUAAUUACAUUCGCUUAGGGAUGGGUGUGGUAAAUGGUACUUGUGAAACUUCUGAGGUGUAGGUGGCAGCCUCUUCAUCUUGCUGCCUGUUCCAGGACUGCUCAUUGUAUUUGGGAGGCACCACUUUAGCAGUCCUGGUCACUGAAGGAUUCAUUCACACCAAGAACAUGGAAGGCUUACGGAAAGGCUGGUGGCUGCUGAUGGCACUCUGCUUGGCUUCUUACCAAGUUACCGCAAGUCCUCUGUCUUGGGAGAAAGAGUGUGCAGAAGGUCCAGAAACAUGGUGUCAGGAUUUCCCAACAGCACUGAAAUGUGGGGCCUUGGAUCACUGUCAACGGAUGAUGCUCCAACCCCCGGUGAAAACCCUCAGAUGUUCUUUGUGUAAACUUGUUGUAGUAAUGAUGGCAAAAGUCAUACAGGACAAUACCACAGAUGCAAGAAUCACUAAGUUCUUGGAACACGGAUGCCAGUAUCUUCCUUUCCAAGACUGGGCAGUCAAAUGCAAGAAGAUGGUGGACACUGGAGUUAUAAUUCUGGUUCAACUUGGAAAACAAGUGCAGGACAGGCCUGAAAUAGUGUGCUCCGCUUUCAGGUUGUGCAUUCAGAAAGAAACCCCGGAAGGAGCUCUGAAGUUCCAGAAACCACUGCAGCCCAAUGAAGAGCCUGAAUUGGACUUCCCCCGAAUGAUAUCUCCUUUCAUAGCUAAUGUGCCUCUUCUCCUUUAUCCUCAAGAGGAAUCUCAGGAGAGAGAAGAUUCCUGUAGUGACUGUGCAAAGGUAGUUGCUGAUAUGAAGGAAGCCAUGAAGAGCAGCCCCUUCCUUGUUCAGUCCUUAGCUGCUUAUGCCAAGCAGCAUUGUGAUCGUCUGGAGUCUGCCUUGGCUGAUGAGUGUAAGAAGUAUGUCUUCGAAUAUGCACACAUUUUUAUACAGCUGCUGACAGAGUUCUUGGACCAGCAAGCCAAGACUGUUUGUAGUGAAGCUGGAUUCUGUAACUCUCCACAGUCUGAGCCUGUUCAUACUUCAGUAUCAACCAACGACCUUCACGAAUUGUACACAGCAUUGGUUGAGGAGGAAACACUAAGGCAAGAAAAGCCCACUUUGGUAUGUGGCAUAUGCAAGAAACUGAUUGAGACAGCGGAGGGUCUGAUAGAGAAUAAUGUAACAGAAGAGGGAAUAGUCCACGGAAUGAUGAAAGUCUGCUAUGUACUGCCUCAUGAGAUCUUAGCCCAGUGCAAGGACUUUGUUGACUCCUAUGGGAAAGCUAUUGUUGUUAUGCUCCUGGAUGCAACUAAGCCGGAAAAUGUGUGCGUCAUGCUAAAUUUUUGCCCCAAAGACAUCGCUUCGAGCACUGAAAUGUUAGCUCUGCAGCAGCUAUUGAACUACAUUACAAAAGAUGACAGCGAAGUCUGCCAUGUGUGUACAAUUCUCAUUAAAUAUGUCGACGAGACACUGGAGAGGAAUGAAACACAGGCACAUAUUGGAACUGUGCUUUCUAGAGGCUGCCAGUUGUUGCCUGAAGCUUUGGUGUAUCCGUGUGAUCAGUUUGUGGAGCAAUAUGAACCAGCAGCCCUCCGCCUUCUCAUUCAGGUCAUGGAACCAACCUUUGUAUGCACUAAAAUAGGAGCCUGUCCUGAAUCCCAUCUUUUGGGCAUGGAAGUCUGUGCCCGUGGCCCUGACUACUGGUGCAUGAACACAGAGACUGCAACUCAAUGCCAGGCCACUGAAUACUGCAGACGUCAUAUAUGGAACUAGAGAAAACCUGUUCAGUGGGUGAACAUUGCUUUUGUUUUGAAAUCCUGGAAUUUGGUGGGGUUGGGAGAGAAAUGUCUAAAUCUUGGAAGAACCCCAUAUUUCUUUUCUACCUUUGGUUUCAUUUGUAGUGUGGCUCCCCACUGGGUGUUUGCAUUGCUCAAGGGAAAAAACUCUGUGUAUUCUUCGUUAAUGAUGCUGUAAAACAUCAUACGUUUAGUUAUGCCUUAUGAGCUAUGGUGCGGAAGGGACCAGGAUUGGGAAGAGAAGCUGGGAAGUUAUGGAAUGCAUUUGAGUUUUUUAAAAAAAUAUAAUUUCCAUAGAACAUGUUUUAAUGUGAACAAAUUAAUUAAAAAAAUAACAUUUUGUUAUUUCUUCUUCCACACAGCUAUUAAGAUACAAAAGCCUGUUCUUUGUUGAGGCUGGUCUCCAUUGCAUAUAUGGAGGGCGGGCAAUACUCUGAUAUAUUUUGUAAUUUUGUGUUUUCCCUACUUAGGAUUUGUCUGAUGUAUAAAUUUGCACACACUCACACCCGCUCAAUAUUCCUGGUGAGAACACAUGCCGUUGCUCUUAUUAGAACAUUAUCUUGAGCAUUUUACCAAAACUCCUGCAACUAUGACACAUUAAAACAU
Messenger RNA from Eublepharis macularius, 2572 nucleotides. RefSeq names its product prosaposin-like. Gene Ontology annotation, cellular component: lysosome. Lineage: Eukaryota; Metazoa; Chordata; Lepidosauria; Squamata; Eublepharidae. The transcript has 15 exons. The record is from RefSeq and is a predicted model, not a curated record. Bases 360 to 1943 code for a protein of 527 amino acids. Gene Ontology annotation, biological process: sphingolipid metabolic process.